Ficedula albicollis (Collared flycatcher) is the source of this 2485-nucleotide messenger RNA. RefSeq names its product G protein-coupled receptor 65 (gene GPR65). Gene Ontology annotation, molecular function: G protein-coupled receptor activity. The coding region runs from base 290 to 1327 and encodes 345 amino acids. NCBI's taxonomy places the organism in Eukaryota, Metazoa, Chordata, Aves, Passeriformes, Muscicapidae. The transcript has 3 exons. Gene Ontology annotation, cellular component: membrane. Gene Ontology annotation, biological process: G protein-coupled receptor signaling pathway. The record is from RefSeq and is a predicted model, not a curated record.
UUAGAAGCAGAUACGGGUUACACUGCCCAUGGCAUAACGGCAACCACUGCACGGGGACACGUGGCUGCCAAGGAUAGCUGUAAUCCAAUACCAUCCUCCUAGGCAAAACCAGCAGGUGUGCUCAGUAGCAGAGAGAAAACCUGGGAAUUUGUCGGAUCAUGCAUUCAGGAGGCUGGAAUCGUAUCGAUCAGGUCCUGAAGAACUAACAGAUGACAACUAAUCAGACUACAACAGGGGGUUUUAUUGCACCCAGGCUGGAAUUAUCUCUAGGAUACCACUGGGCUGGACAAUGAACAACAGCAGUGAGUGCCAUGAUGAUCACACCCUGGAUAAGUAUUUGUUUCCAUUUGUGUACAGCAUUGUGAUGAUGAUCAGUGUUCCCAUCAACUGCAUAUCCCUCUAUGCAUCUUGCAUUCAGGUGAGGAAAAAGAAUGAGUUAGCAGUCUACAUCUUUAGCCUGUCCCUGGCUGACCUUUUGUACUCUUUGAUUCUGCCUCUGUGGAUUGAUUAUGCCUGGCAUGGAGAUGACUGGAGGCUCUCUGCCUUGCUUUGUAAGAUUUUUGCCUUCCUUACGUAUAUGAAUUUCUACACCAGCACUGCGUUCCUUGCUUGCAUCUCUCUCGACAGGUACCUGGCAUUAGUUCACCCCUUGAAGCUCCAGUACUUGCGCACAAGAAGGUUUUCAUUGAUUGUCAGCAUAAUUGUUUGGCUUCUGGAAAGCAUCUUUAAUUCAGUCAUACUGAUGAACAAAGAAGUAUUCAGUGAUCCUUGCAAUUUCACCAAUCAUACAUUAUGCUAUGAUAACUACCCCCUGGAAAGGUGGCAGGCAAACAUAAAUUUAUUCCGAAUAUGCUCAGGAUAUUUGGUCCCUUUGAUAAUCAUUGUGUUUUGCUACCAUAAAAUCUACCAAGUAGUGAGGUAUAACCAAGCCACAAUAGAUGAAGAAAAGAAAAGAGUGAGGAAACUUAUUCUGAACAUCACAGUUAGUUUCAUUGUUUGCUUCACUCCUUAUCAUGUUGCGUUGCUUAUCCGCAGCAUCAGAGAACCUUCCGCCUCUGAUCCACAUCUUUUGUUGUCGAUGUAUAAGGUUUACAGAAUCACACAGGCCUUAACGAGUUUGAACUGCAUUGCGGAUCCCAUUCUGUACUGCUUUGUGAGUGAAACUGCACGAACAGAAAUAGUGAAUUUGCUCAGGUGCUGCUUGUGCCUACGAAAGCGUGAGGAAGACCAAGUGAAAGAACGUGCUCUGUGCAGUUCUGCUACAAAAAACACUGCACUGAUCACCUACAGAACUUCCUGUGAAACACAGAGUGUCAAAAUUUCCUGAAUGAGCACAUGCAAAGGAAAACUGGAGAACCUAAAAGGAAAAGAAAGAAAAAUUCUUCUGCAGUCUGUACCUAGGAAAUGCCCCAAAAGUCAGAGAUACCAGUCUAAGCAAAACCAGUAGCUGGAGCUAAUUAGAACUUACGAUAGGGUCAAUGAAAUCAAUGGAGUAUCAACACACGUCUUUAAAUCGUGUAUGGUAUAUAAAUCAGUGACGACAAACAAACGCACAAUCAAGAAGGGUGGCUGUGACAUGCUGACAGAAUUACUGAGGAUCCCCCACAGAAUUGUCUCCUGUUGCAGCUUGCUAGCCAACCUGCUGCAAUGUACUAAGUGGUAAAUUUCUCUGUAAUUUCAUGGUGUUUUUUGUGCUGCUAUGGUGGUUCUUGUGUUUCAUUAGACUCAAAUUCUUCUUUAGCAUACCCCUAAGAUCAGACACUUCUUAAAAUUGUUUGCCUCCUCUGUAUGAGCACUUACCUGCCCUUAAGCUUUUUAUUUUCCCUUGAAAAAUAUAUGUUCUAAUGUAUAAUUGUAUGUUGCAGUUUCAUUACAAUACCAGUAUUGGUUUUCAGAUAGUUGAAGAGUCAUUAAUUCAAGUACCUCUAAAGAAGCAAAUUCUAGCCGCCAGUGUUUUAACUUGGAAACUUCUCCUGAUACAUGCGGGGGAGGAAGAGAAGAAUAGAAAAGUGAGAUUUCACAUCUCAGCAAUAUAAAGAGCCAGCCUUCAGACUUGCUUAUUAUGACUGAAAUCUGGAGUGUGGUUCCAUUUCCAGACUCAAUAGAGUAAGGUUUGCAUCAAUUUACUUAACUGCACAUGAAGGCCUCAGCUAGUGAUUCCAGGGCUCUCAGUUUGCCAGUUUUAAAAAAAUUUAACAAGCUAGCCAGCACUACUGGCAAACCAGCAAAGAACAUGAAUGUACCAACGAACAGUGAAAAUGGAUGCAAAAGAACCCACAUUUUGAAAGAGUUGAUGUUAGCACAAAUCAGAAGUGCAGCUGUUAAUUCAGGGACCAUGUGCAGGCCCCACAAACAGCUGUCUGAUCCCUGUCCCAUCCAGACACCCAACCCUCUGAUAAGAGUUAAAACGUUAUGAUAAGAGUUAAAACAUUACAUGUUUUUCUCCUCUCACAACCUUUUCACUUUUGCUCAAUUCCCAGGAAAA